ACUUGGUCCUUUAUAAGUGCCCCAUCGAUCGAUCGCCGCCGUAGAGCUAGCCGGCCGGGAACUCGGCAGUUGCACUGGUAGCAGCAGCUAGCAAUGGCUCACGUUGCCGGUGACAUCGCCGUUCUGGUGCUCUUUCUCUCGUUGUCGUGCCAAAGCACGGUGUCGGCCGGUGCCGCCGUGCUUGGCCGUAAGGCAGGAGGGUCAUCUCCGGCGACGACGCACGAGGGUACGAAUCCAGCCGGGACGGGCACUGGCACGGCACAGUACGCGGUCAUUUUCGACGGCGGCAGCACGGGGAGCCGCGUGCACGUCUUCAAGUUCGACAAGCAGUUGGACCUCGUCAAGAUCGGCGACGAUAUCCAGUUCUUCGCGCAGGUAAAGCCGGGGCUCAGCGAGUACGCUGGCGAACCCCAAGAGGCUGCCAGGUCCAUCGCCCCCCUCCUGGAGAAAGCUCAAGGCGCCGUCCCUGCGUCGCUGCAGAGCACAACUCCCCUUAAACUCGGCGCCACUGCCGGGCUACGGCUGAUUGGAGAUGAGAAAUCGGAAGAGAUUCUUGAAGCGAUCCGUGAUCUUGUGAAGAGCAAGAGCGAAUUCGAAUACAACCCAAACUGGAUCACUGUGCUUGAGGGGUCUCAGGAGGGAUCUUACCUAUGGGUCGCCCUGAACUACCUGCUGGGCAAGCUAGGUGGGGACUACUCAGACACGGUAGGCGUGGUGGACCUCGGAGGUGGGUCGGUGCAGAUGGCCUAUGCCAUCUCUGACGACGCGUCCGCGAACGCUCCUGCGGUGCCGGAGGGACAGGACCCUUACGUUACCAAGGAACACCUCAAAGGGAAACACUACAAUCUCUACGUGCACAGCUACUUGCACUACGGGCUUCUAGCCGCUCGCGCAGAGAUUCUGAAGGCGAACAACGGGCCAUUCAGUCCCUGCAUUCUGCGUGGGUUCAGUGGUACGUACACCUACAACGGCGAGGAAUACGAGGCGGCGGCGGCACCAGAAGGCGCGUCCUACGAAAAGUGCAGGGACGGCGCGGUGGCGGCGCUGAACCUGGGCGCGCGCUGCGAGGCGAAAAACUGCACCUUCAACGGCGUGUGGAACGGCGGCGGCGGCGCCGGCCAGGCCGACCUCUACGUGGCGUCCUACUUCUACGACAGGGCCUCGCAGGUCGGGAUCAUCGGCGGCGACGCGCCCAACGGGAGGAGCACCCCGGCCGCGUUCGCCGACGCCGCGCUCAAGGUCUGCUCGCUGAGCGUUGCCGAUGCCGAGGCCGCGUUCCCCGAUGCCUGGGACGCCGAGUACCUCUGCAUGGACCUUGUGUACGAGUACACGCUGCUCGUCGACGGCUUCGGUUUGGAGCCGACCAAGGAGUUCACGCUGGUGACAAAGGUGAAGUACGGAGAAUACUACGUCGACGCAGCAUGGCCGCUAGGCGAUGCGAUAGAAACCUUGUCGUCCCAGAAGCUGAACCAAAUCGCGUGACCAGUAAUAAUAAUGCUUAAUGGAGUGGUAAAAAGACGACGUGCUACAGUUGAUGUAAUGGCGUAAUAAAUGGAUGUAUAUAUCUAUGUCCCUUGGCUACGCCUGCUAAUAUAUAUCAGAGAGGAAGAUCGAUGAGAGGAGGAAAUUGUAAGUUCUGCAAUAAUUAGCAUGUUCACGUGAAAAAAAACCUUCUAUGGGUACCAACAAAUGACGAUCAUCAUUGUAUGAAUAUAAAUCACGUGGAAUACAAUGAGUUAUCUUGCUCUUUUAA
Messenger RNA from Zea mays, 1753 nucleotides. RefSeq names its product probable apyrase 3. Gene Ontology annotation, molecular function: nucleoside diphosphate phosphatase activity. The record is from RefSeq and is a predicted model, not a curated record. Gene Ontology annotation, biological process: nucleoside diphosphate catabolic process. NCBI's taxonomy places the organism in Eukaryota, Viridiplantae, Streptophyta, Magnoliopsida, Poales, Poaceae. Bases 94 to 1482 code for a protein of 462 amino acids. The transcript has 7 exons. Gene Ontology annotation, cellular component: membrane.